Molecule: messenger RNA, 2010 nt
Organism: Podarcis lilfordi (Lilford's wall lizard)
Lineage: Eukaryota; Metazoa; Chordata; Lepidosauria; Squamata; Lacertidae
Source: the annotation of a GenBank genome assembly
AUGGAGUGUGGAAAGAGCUUCAGUCGGAAUGGAAUUCUUACUGUACAUCAACGAAUUCACACAGGGGAAAAACCAUAUAAAUGUAUGGAAUGUGGAAAGAGCUUCAGUUGUAGUGGAAAACUUCCUAUACACCAACGAAUUCAUACAGGGGAAAAACCAUUUAAAUGUAUGGAGUGUGGAAAGAGUUUCAGUGACAGUGGAGCAUGUACAAAGCAUCAACGAACUCACACAGGGGAGAAACCAUAUAAAUGUUUGGAGUGUGGAAAGAACUUCAGUGAAACUGGAGCACUUACAAGACAUCAACGAAUUCACACAGGCGACAAACCAUUUAAAUGUAUGGUUUGUGGAAAGUGUUUCAUUUGUAGUGGAAGCCUUAGUGUACACCAACGAUCACACACGGGGGAGAAACCAUAUAAAUGUUUGGAGUGUGGGAAGAGCUUCAGUGAAAGCGGAAAACUUACAAGACAUCAACAAAUUCACACAGGAGAGAAACCAUUUAAAUGUAUGGUUUGUGGAAAGUGUUUCAGUGAUACUGGAGCACUUACAAAACAUCAACAAAUGCACACGGGGGAGAAACCAUUUAAAUGUACGGCAUGUGGAAAGAGCUUCAGUGAAAGUUCCCAGCUGACUAUCCAUCUCCGAACUCACACAGGGGAGAAACCAUACAAAUGUAUAGUGUGUGAAAAGAGCUUCAGUCAGUGUUCCCACCUUACUAUACAUCAACGAAUUCAUACAGGGGAAAAACCAUUUAAAUGUAUGGAGUGUGGCAAGAGCUUCAGUGCAAGUGGAAAACUUACAAGACAUCAACGAAUUCAUACAGCAGAGAAACCAUUUAGAUGCAUGGUAUGUGGAAAGAGCUUUAGUCAAAGUGGAAGCCUUACUGUACAUCAACGAACUCAUACAGGGGAAAAACCAUUUAAAUGUAUGGAGUGUGGAAAGAGCUUCAGUGAAGGUUCAAAACUGACCGUGCAUUUAAGAAUUCACACGGGUGAGAAACCAUAUAAGUGCUUAGAGUGUGGAAAGUGCUUCAAUGUGACUGAACACCUUUAUAUACAUCUACGAACUCACACAGGUGAGAAACCAUUUAAAUGUAUGGAGUGUGGAAAGAGCUUCAGGGAUAGGGGAAAGCUUACUGUACAUCAACGAAUUCACACAGGGGAGAAACCAUUCAGGUGUAUGGUGUGUGGCAAGAGCUUCAAUCGGAAUGGAAUUCUUACUGUACAUCAACGAACUCAUGCAGGAGAGAAACCAUAUAAAUGUAUCGAGUGUGGAAAAAGCUUCACUGAAGGUCCACAACUUACCAUACAUCUCCGAACUCACACAGGGGAGAAACCAUUUAAAUGUAUGGAGUGUGGAAAGAGCUUCAGUCGGAAAGGAAUUCUUACUGUACAUCAGCGAACUCAUACAGGGGAGAAACCGUAUAAAUGUGUGGAGUGUGGAAAGAGCUUCAGUUGUCGUGGAAAACUUACAAGACAUCAACGAAUUCAUACAGGGGUCAAACCAUAUAACUGUAUCGAGUGUGGAAAGAGCUUCAGUGAAGCUUCAAAAUUGACCAUACAUCUGCGAACUCACACAGGGGAGAAACCCUUUAAAUGUAUAGUGUGUGGGCAGAGCUUCAGUCACAAUGGAAUACUUACUGUACACCUACGAACUCACACCGGGGAGAAACCAUAUAAGUGUAUGGUUUGUGGAAAGUGCUUCAGUGAGAGUGGAAGCCUUACAGUACAUCAACGAACUCAUACAGGGGAUAAACCAUAUAAAUGUUUGGAGUGUGGAAAGAGCUUCAUUUGUAGUGGGAAACUCAGUGUACACCAACAAAGUCACACCGGGGAUAAACCAUUUAAAUGUGUGGAUUGUGGGAAGUGCUUCAGUGAGAGUGGAGCUCUUACAAGACAUCAGCAAACUCACACAGGGGAGAAGCCAUUUAAAUGUUUGGAGUGUGGAAAGCGCUUCAGUGAGAAUGGAACUCUUAGAAAACAUCAACGGUCUCACAGAGAAGCAGUUGUUUAA